AUGGAGAAGAAAAUUUACUAUGACUAUGGCAAGUCGUUCAGCAAAAGUGGCAAUUUAUCGAUGCAUCAGCGCACACAAACUGGCGAAAAACCACACACGUGCGAUGUAUACGACAAGUCGUUCUCUCUAAAUGGCAGUUUGACGGCACACAAACGAAAGCACACUGGAGAAAAACCAUACGUGUGCGAUGUAUGUGACAAGGCGUUCUCUUUAAGUGGCAAUUUGACGGAACACAAGCGAAUGCACACUGGAGAAAAACCGUACGCGUGCGAUGUAUGCGACAAAACGUUCUCUGUAAGUCGCAGUUUGACGGCACACAAGCAAAUACACACUGGACAAAAACCGUACGCGUGCAAUGUAUGCAACAAGGCGUUCUGUGUAAAAAGCAAUUUGACAUCACACAAGAGAAUUCACACUGGAGAAAAGCCGUACGUGUGCGAUGUAUGUGAAAAAGCGUUCUCUGUAAGUGGCAAUUUGUCGAGACACAAGCGGACGCACAUAGCACACUGA
Molecule: messenger RNA, 510 nt
Organism: Metopolophium dirhodum (rose-grain aphid)
Lineage: Eukaryota; Metazoa; Arthropoda; Insecta; Hemiptera; Aphididae
Product: endothelial zinc finger protein induced by tumor necrosis factor alpha-like
Exons: 1
Coding region: 1-510 (169 amino acids)
Biological process (GO): regulation of transcription by RNA polymerase II
Molecular function (GO): RNA polymerase II cis-regulatory region sequence-specific DNA binding; DNA-binding transcription factor activity
Source: RefSeq, a predicted model, not a curated record